GUGGGGACCGUGUAGAGGUGCAUUAUUCACAAUGGUAAGAGGGGCCAACUGUAGCUGGAUUGGGUCUGAGAUCCCUCUGUCCUCACAGUUCUUCAGCGCUAUGUCCAUGUGGAACAACGCGAGGGAAAUGAGACAGUGACCGCCUCCAUAUCUCUGGGCAGCCAUUAAGGAUGAGCUGUGGCUCUUCCUCAUCCCGGCCGGCCUGGCGCUUAUCCUGCUGGGUCUGUUCCUGGAGGAGGUGGGCUUCUUCCUGCGCCACAUUCCCUCAUCCAGACGACAGCGGCUCUACCUGUGGAUAUUAGGAAUGUACCCGGUAACACCAACCUCCUCACAUGAACAAUAGUGAUGAUCCACUUCAAAGUGUCCUGAGUGUUGGUGGGGGGUGCCUGUCUCAGUCUGUGUUUGUGUCUCAGGUGUUUGCCCUGACCUCGCUCAUCGCGCUGUACGUGCCUCGCUCCUCCUCGCUCUGUAACUUCAUCGCCUCACUGUAUCACUCCACCACCUUGCUGAAAUUCAUGGGACUGAUCACAGACUUCUUCGGGGGGAAAGCUCAGAUGUUGGCGGCUCUGUCUGGACACCAGGUAUCUCCAGAUCCCUUCCCCUGCUGCUGCUGCUGCUGCCUGCCCAUGGUGGCCAUCAACAGCAGCAGCCGGGCCUGGAUGAUGGCGGCGGUCCUGCAGCUCUCAGUGGUCCGCAGCAUCUUGUUCUUCGUCACUCUGGUGCUGUGGACAGACGAACAGUAUGACUAUGGUGAUGUGGACUCAGUCAAUCCCAACCUGUACGUCAACGGUAUCAUAUGUGUCUCCACCUUCGUGUCCUUCUACGGCCACCUGCUCUUUUACAAAGCCACCAACAGUGCUCUGCAUGGCUACGGACUGAGAGCCAAGUUCAUCUGCGUCAUCGUGGUGUUGGUGCUGUGCGGCCUGCAGAGUGGCAUCCUGGAGACAAUGGGUGCUCUGGAGGUCAUCCCCUGCACCCCCCCCUUCUCUGUCCUGACCCGGUCCCAGUUGAUCUACCACUACUGUGUGAUUGUGGAGAUGUUCUGCAUCGGCCUGUUUGCCCGCCACACAUUCCGUAAGGUGGAGCCGAGCGUUGUGGAGGACAUGGAGGGAGCCAUCAGUGUCAGGCAGUUGGAAAAGGCUGUUCAAACAGACAGCGUUCACAUGACGCUUCACAAGCCCAGCGGCCGCUGCCUGGUCAGCGUCUCAAACCCCAGCUACAGCAGCGACAGCGAAGAAAGCCUGUGCAGGAUUGAGCACGCCCCCCUGGACGGAUUCCCCUUCCCUAAGGCCAGGGGCCAGCAGCCAGGGAGGCCAGAACCAGGGGAGCCCAGGUCAGCAGAGGAACUCGGCACAGAUUGUAACCACGUUAGUGUGAGGGCUGAUAUUAACUACCAGGUCUCUAAGGAUUUUACUGUAGUUUGACCUCAAACAAAAUACAGUUAAAGCUUAACCUCAGGACAUGCUGGUGGUCACCCUAUGAUAAAUGGGACAAUUCACAUAUAGGAUACUGUAAACAGUUGCCACCAGCUUAAGCAGAGCUGGGAAUGUUCAAUGUAAAAGUCAUGAGAAAUGUUGCUGCUUCUAGUUCUUUUUCAUCCCUAGAUGUGUGUUUUGUUAUAUGUUGUCAAUAUGAUAUGCUUUGCAAUGUUGUGUACUGCACAAACUAAUAACUUUUGGAAAAUGAAAGGCGUGAUGAAAACAUAAAAACUUUUUUUUA
Molecule: messenger RNA, 1719 nt
Organism: Eleginops maclovinus (Patagonian blennie)
Lineage: Eukaryota; Metazoa; Chordata; Actinopteri; Perciformes; Eleginopidae
Product: organic solute transporter subunit alpha
Exons: 6
Coding region: 333-1424 (363 amino acids)
Biological process (GO): transport
Cellular component (GO): membrane
Molecular function (GO): transporter activity
Source: RefSeq, a predicted model, not a curated record